Messenger RNA from Hibiscus syriacus, 636 nucleotides. Its product is annotated as cytochrome c oxidase copper chaperone 1-like. The transcript is spliced from 2 exons. The record is from RefSeq and is a predicted model, not a curated record. Gene Ontology annotation, molecular function: copper chaperone activity; copper ion binding. Lineage: Eukaryota; Viridiplantae; Streptophyta; Magnoliopsida; Malvales; Malvaceae. Bases 116 to 355 code for a protein of 79 amino acids. Gene Ontology annotation, cellular component: mitochondrial intermembrane space.
UCCUUGAUGACCUUCCAUAUACCUAUAGAAAAGCCAUCAGCAAACACAAGUUGCCGGAUCUGAAUCUUCCUUUGCUUGAAAGUCAGCUAUCUUAGAAUCACUUACUACCGACAAAAUGGGUGGAUUGCCUACACAAAAUAGUUCUGCCUUGGCUUUGUCUGGCUUGCAGCAAACUCAGGAAUCAGCAAAAACAACACCCGCUGCAGAAUCAAAGCCAAAGAAGAAAAUUUGCUGUGCUUGCCCUGAGACAAAGAAGCUCAGAGACGAAUGCAUCGUCGAGCAUGGUGAAGAAGCUUGUGCGAAAUGGAUAGAGGCUCAUCGUAAAUGUCUACGUGCAGAAGGCUUCAAUGUUUGAGAUUGACACAAAAAGUUCAUAGGAUGAAACCAUUUACACAGAUAUGAUUUGAUAAAAUCUAGGAAAUAAUGGGAAAGGAAUACAUUUUCUUGGUUUUUGGUGUUGAAUUCAUUGUAUUUUCCUAUCUUGUGAGCCUGUUUGAACUUGUGAAAUCUUUUGGUGGUAAGAAUGACAACUUGAUAAAGCAAGCAACCCUACAUGAACAGAUUCUUGUAAUUCUUGUCUUUUUUAAAUCUUUAUAUCUAGUCUGAUUCUUUUAACCCUUGAUUGAUAAAGAAAGC